GAUGGUCACGCGCUUGGCGUGGAUGGCAGCCAGGUUGGUGUCCUCGAACAGGCCGACCAGGUAGGCCUCGGCGGCCUCCUGCAGGGCCAGCACGGCGGAGGACUGGAAGCGCAGGUCGGUCUUGAAGUCCUGGGCGAUCUCGCGGACCAGGCGCUGGAAGGGCAGCUUGCGGAUCAGCAGCUCCGUGGACUUCUGGUACUUGCGGAUCUCGCGCAGGGCGACGGUUCCGGGCCUGUAGCGGUGAGGCUUCUUCACUCCUCCCGUCGCGGGGGCGGACUUGCG
Auxenochlorella protothecoides is the source of this 282-nucleotide messenger RNA. RefSeq lists its product as hypothetical. Lineage: Eukaryota; Viridiplantae; Chlorophyta; Trebouxiophyceae; Chlorellales; Chlorellaceae. The record is from RefSeq and is a predicted model, not a curated record. The annotation marks the transcript as partial. The transcript has a single exon.